This is a messenger RNA of Sorex araneus (European shrew), 837 nucleotides long. Its product is annotated as 26S proteasome non-ATPase regulatory subunit 4-like. Gene Ontology annotation, cellular component: cytosol; proteasome regulatory particle, base subcomplex; nucleus. The record is from RefSeq and is a predicted model, not a curated record. Gene Ontology annotation, biological process: proteasome-mediated ubiquitin-dependent protein catabolic process. The transcript has a single exon. Lineage: Eukaryota; Metazoa; Chordata; Mammalia; Eulipotyphla; Soricidae. Bases 1 to 837 code for a protein of 278 amino acids. Gene Ontology annotation, molecular function: polyubiquitin modification-dependent protein binding.
AUGCGCAUCGUCAUUGCCUUUGUGGGGAACCCCGACGCUGCCAAGAAGGAUCUGGUCAAGCUCGUUAAACGCCUCAAGAAGGAGAAAAUUAAUGUGGACAUCAUCAAUCUGGGGACCCAGGAGGUGAGCACGGACAAGCUGACGACCUUUCUGAAAACCUUGAACGGGAGCGGGGGGAACGGCUCCCACCUGCUCACAGUCCCGCUGGGACCCAGCUUGGCCGAGACCAUCAUCGGCUCUCAGAUUCUGACUCGGAAAGGCCGGCCCGCGUCAGGGCCGGGGACCAAGGACUUUCCCUUCGGAGUGGACCUCACUGGGCUGGCCCUGACCCUGCGCGUUUCGAUGGAAGAACAGCGCCAGUGGCAGAAGGCCGAGGCCACGCGGGGGGCUCCUGCCCCCAAGGCUCCUGCCACCGAGUCCCCUGCCACCAAGGCUCCUGCCACCAAGUCUCCUGCCACCAAGUCCAAGGUUUUGGCUCGUAAGAAGGACAAUUUGGAAGAGGUCCUGCUGAAGAAGACCAUCAAUGAGCAGGAGUCCUGGCUCCCGGGCCCGGGCAGUAGGACCAAGGAGCAGCAGCAGCAGGUCGCUCAUGGCUCGCAGAUGUGCCCGGAGGAUGCUGAGUUGGGCCAAGGCACAUCAACGGCCACGGCCGCCCAGCUCACAUCCCGACCAGCCGUGGAGGAGGAGGAGGACUAUGACGUCAUGCAAGAUGCCGAGUUCCUGCGAAGUGUCCUCGAGAACCUGCCGGGGGUGGAUCCCCAAAGUGAGGCCAUCCGAAAUGCUACGGGCUCCCUGACCUUGGGGGACUCCCUGUCCACCAAGAAGGACAAGAAAUGA